AUGCUGCGGCAGCGUUGCGGGCGGCUCCUGGCCCGGCUGGAGCAGGGGUUGCAGCUCCUGGAGCUCGGCGGCAGCGUGGAGGAAGAGUACAUCCGGAUAGCUCGGUGCUUUGAGGCGACGCGCCAGAGAUGCUGCAGGCUGGAGCAGGAUGGGCGUCGUGCCCGCGAGCAGCUGGCCCGUGUGGAGGCCGAGCGGGCAGCACUGGAGGUGAAGCUCAAACACGCCCGAAACCAAGUGGAGGUGGAGAUGAAGAAGCGGCACCGGGCAGAGGCGGAGCUGGAGAAGCAGGAGCGCAAACUUCAGCUGGUCCUUGAGUUGCUGAUGCGGGAACCAUGGGGUACCGAGGCACUGAGCAGGGAGCAGUGCUCUGUUCUCAGUGCUCUGACUGGCUGGCGCCUUGGGGCAGCCUUGGCACCCAUCAGGAGGUCAUCUGCAGUGGACGAGUCGUGCCAGUCACUCCUGUCCCACUCAGAUAUCAGCUAUGAUCGCACUGAGGAUGACGUGGAUGUUGAUAUGACGGUGGUGCAGACCCUGAAGCGCAAAGCUCCGGACAAGCAGCGUGUGUCCCUGGCCCCUCAGGUUGGCCCUGUGGUGAUGGCAAAGCGGCACCGUUCUUCUGUGGUACCCCAUAAUGCUAUGAGUGCCUCCUCUAUGCCCCCUCCUGCUGAAGUCCCAGGCCCUGCUGACAACCUCAUGCCUGCUGUUCUGGUGCCUCAACGCCGCUCUCGCCAGGGACAUCGUGUCUCCAUGCAUGCAGGUCUCCCUCCACUGCCUGCAGAGAUCACCACCGGUGAAGAUCUGGGCUGCCGUGCUGUGGGGCAAGAGAACCACACUGAGGGCAGCUCAGUGGGACAGCCAGCACCAGCCCCCUUCCCCUCACCUCCACGGAGUGUCCCACCAGUCCAGCAUAAGUUCACCUCCAAAACAGUGAUCCGCCCUGAGCCAUGCUGUGUGUGUGGCUCCCGCAUCCGCUUUGGGAAGACUGCCAUCAAGUGCUGCCAGUGCCAGCUGCUGCUACACACCAAGUGUCGGGAGCAGUGCCCCAGCCUCUGCACACCCAGGCCUCACCACCAUGCCUGGCCCCGUGAGGGUGUGCUGGCUGACUUUGCGCCCUCCACGCCGCCCCUGGUGCCCACACUGGUGGUGCAAUGUGUGACUGAGGUGGAGGCACGAGGCUUGACAGAGACAGGGCUGUACCGGGUGCCAGGCGCGGAGCAGCUGGUGCGGGAGUGGAAGCGAAAGCUGCUGCGGGCUGGGGGUGCGCUGCCUGCCCUCAGCAGCGUGACUGACAUCCAUGUGGUGUGUGGGGUACUCAAGGACUUCCUGCGGGGGCUCAAGGAACCACUGGUCACCUUCAGCCUCCACCCUGCCUUCCUCAGGGCUGCUGACAUCCCCGAUGAUGCUGCCAGUGACACAGCCCUGCGCCAUGUGGUAAGCAAGCUGCCCCCAGCCAACAGGGAUACCCUGGCCUUCCUCAUGCUGCACCUGCUCAGGGUGUCACACAGCCCUGACUGCAAGAUGGAUGUGUUCAACCUCUCCCGUGUGUUUGGCCCUACACUGGUGGGACACAGCUCAGCCAACCCCACACCACUCGCCAUCAUGGAGGAUACGCCUCGGCAGUGCAAGGUGGUGGCUCGUCUCCUUUCACUGCCACCUGACUUCUGGAGAGGCUUUGUGGAGACAGAGCAAGAGAACCUGGUGCCAAUGUCAGCCCCAAGACGUGAAUGUGAACCGUUCUUCCAGCCCAUUGCCUCUCCGGAGCCCAAGCCAGGCCAGCUGAGCCCAGCUGGUACCUGCUGCCUCCCCAGCACCUUGCGGAGCUGCGUGGGCACUGCCACCCGGCCCCCGCAGGGGCCGGCCCCAAGGAAGGUGGGCCGGUUCUUCCCUUCUCCUGUGUAG
Molecule: messenger RNA, 1899 nt
Organism: Sturnus vulgaris (Common starling)
Lineage: Eukaryota; Metazoa; Chordata; Aves; Passeriformes; Sturnidae
Product: rac GTPase-activating protein 1-like
Biological process (GO): mitotic cytokinesis; mitotic spindle midzone assembly; Rho protein signal transduction
Cellular component (GO): spindle midzone; nucleus; cleavage furrow
Molecular function (GO): GTPase activator activity
Source: RefSeq, a predicted model, not a curated record